Molecule: messenger RNA, 378 nt
Organism: Phytophthora sojae
Lineage: Eukaryota; Oomycota; Peronosporomycetes; Peronosporales; Peronosporaceae
Exons: 1
Coding region: 1-378 (125 amino acids)
Source: RefSeq, a predicted model, not a curated record
AUGCGCUUCAGUUGCAUCCUGUUUGGGGCGGCCGCCGCUCUUCUCGCAACUACCAACGUUGUAUCGGCGACCACAGACGCCAAGCUCUCGAAGGCGAUUUCGUCCGACGUAGUUGUGCCGGUCGACUCGACGAGUGCUGCUAACCGUGAUGACGAAGGCGACAACGAGGAGAGGGGGAUGUAUCCAUACACUAUGUCUUGGGCGCAGAUCAAUAAAUGGACCAAAAGAGCUGAGGGAUGGGUGGCGUCGAACUACUCGCCAAGCGAAAUGAAGACGAUGCUGGGCAUUACGAAAAGCAUCCAUCCGCGCAGUAAGGCGAAGCAAAAGUACGACUUGUUUCUCGCGGCGUGGCUGAAGAAGCAUCCUGGCGGCAUCUAA